This is a messenger RNA of Fulvia fulva, 1671 nucleotides long. Its product is annotated as Putative amidase. Lineage: Eukaryota; Fungi; Ascomycota; Dothideomycetes; Mycosphaerellales; Mycosphaerellaceae. The transcript has 2 exons. Bases 1 to 1671 code for a protein of 556 amino acids. The record is from RefSeq and is a predicted model, not a curated record.
AUGGGUAACCACUCCACCGAGCACAAAGAGCCGUGGCAGGCGAUCGCAGUCAGGAAACGCGCCGAACGUGAGGCGAAGAUACCGUCGGAAUGGCAGUUUCCACCUUCGCUCUUUCCCGGACCGGAUGUUCUCGAUGUUUCUUCAUUCCCUCGCGAUUCCGGACUACUUUCCCAACAUGAGUUGGAGCUGACCGAUGCGACCGCAUCCAAGAUCGUCGUGAACAUCGCGACGGGAGUCUGGACGUCCGAGAAAGUCACCAGAGCCGUCUGCAAGCGAGCUGUAAUCGCCCAGAGACUGGUGAACUGCCUCACCGAGAUCUGUUUCGAUGAUGCUAUCGAAAGAGCGAGAGCGCUCGAUGACCGCCUUCGAAUCGACGGCACGACCGUCGGUCCUCUACACGGCCUCCCGAUCAGCCUGAAAGACCAAUUCAACGUCCCAGGCCUAGACACAACUCUUGGCUACAUCGCCAAAGCUGGCCAUCCACUCAAGUCCGAAUCCACACUCGUGGACAUCCUGGAGCAAGCAGGCGCCAUCAUCUACGUCAAAACUUCUGUUCCCACCACGCUGAUGAUGGGUGAAACAAUCAACAACGUCUUCGGCCGCACUCUCAAUCCCUAUAACCUCAACCUCACACCUGGCGGCUCCUCUGGCGGCGAGUCCGCCCUUAUCGCUCUCGGCGGGAGUCCCUUGGGAGUUGGAACGGAUAUAGGAGGAUCUAUCAGGCACCCAUGUCACUGCACUGGUCUGUAUGGACUGAGACCUUCCCACGGAAGAGUUUCUUAUCAGAACGUUGCCACGACGUUUGUCGGACAGGAAGCGAUAAGGUCUGUGGCGGGUCCGAUGUGCAGGAGCCCAGAGGACGUGAGGCUCUUUAUGAAAGCCGUGAUUGAAGCGAAGCCAUGGACGCAGGAUCCGGGCUGUCUCCCCAUUCCGUGGAGAACCGAAGAAGAGAUCCUACCGGAGAAGCUAUGUUUUGGAAUCGCCAUGAGUGACGGCCGCGUUGCGCCAACUCCACCGCUGCGGAGGGCGUUGGAGAUGACGAGGAGGAAGCUCGAGGAAACGGGUCAUCUUGUAAUCGAUUUCACUCCAGUCGAAUCGAUUGAGAGCCACGAGAUCAUCAAGCACAUGUUCUCCGCCGAUGGUGGCGAGGAGUUUCAGCGGGACACUGAGGCCUCCGGCGAACCGCUCCCGAUAGGGGUCGAGAAGUGGUUAGGUAAGACCGCCAACGCACCACGAGCAACGGCCUUCGAAACAUGGCAGAACCAGCGCAGGAGGGAUCUGUUAGCGUCGACGUGGCAUGCGCGUUGGAACGCUACACAAGCCUCGACAGGAACUGCCCGACCGAUCGACGGACUUAUCAUGCCGACUGUUGUAUUUCCGGCUGCGGAGCACGACGCGGCGUAUCCGUCUCACUAUGGAACGUUGUCACCAGUUCUCGAUCUCACGACUGGCUCGUUCCCAGUGACGCAAGUCGAUCUAGAGAGGGAUGUGGUCCCCACGGACUGGGAGCCGAUGAGUGAAGAAGAUAGGAAGGUUAUGGAGACUUACAAACGACCCGAGAAGUUCAUGAACUCUCCCAUCGGACUAUCCAUCAUUGGGCGAAGGCUUGAGGAGGAGAAAGUUUCAGCGAUGCUCAAGGUGAUUGGAGAUGUUUUGGCGUGCGAUGAGUAA